Molecule: messenger RNA, 306 nt
Organism: Heterostelium album PN500
Lineage: Eukaryota; Evosea; Eumycetozoa; Acytosteliales; Acytosteliaceae
Exons: 3
Coding region: 1-306 (101 amino acids)
Source: RefSeq, a predicted model, not a curated record
AUGAAAAAGUCACAUUGGGAGCAGCCAUUCCAAGUGAAUGCAGAUAUAAAUUCGAAGCAAGAAGAAGAGAGAAUUAAACAAAAGAAAAGGAAGAUACAGCAAGAUAGGCAACAAGAUAAGCAACAAGAUAAGCAACAAGACAAGAAACAAGACAAGAAACAAGAUAAGAAACAAGACAAGAAACAAGACAAGAAGCAAGACAAGAAACAAGAUAAGAAGAUACAAUACAAGAAUUCUUUUAUUGUGAACUCUGUUCAUCUUUUAAUCUAUUCAUAUUUGCUGAACUGUGUUUCUGAUAUGCUUUAA